Molecule: messenger RNA, 1153 nt
Organism: Trichomycterus rosablanca
Lineage: Eukaryota; Metazoa; Chordata; Actinopteri; Siluriformes; Trichomycteridae
Gene: clic3
Product: chloride intracellular channel 3
Exons: 6
Coding region: 172-891 (239 amino acids)
Source: RefSeq, a predicted model, not a curated record
UGAGAAAACGCUCAUUUUUCUUCUUGUAGGCUCAUUUUUUUUGCUACCAAGGACUACCAGUACCAGUACUAACAGCUAAUAAUUGGACAUUGUUGAAAAGAGUGAUGUAAACAACUUUCAUGAUUGAGCUUGAGGUUUGACAAUUAAAAACCCGAGAUAAGAGGACCUAUAAUGGCGGAGGCACCGAAGGUGGAGCUCUUUAUUAAGGCAAGUGAUGAUGGUGAAGGUGUUGGCAACUGUCCAUUCUGUCAGCGACUUUUUAUGAUCCUCUGGCUGAAAGGGGUCAAUUUUACCCUUACCACCGUGGACAUGAAGAGAGCUCCAGAGGUUCUGAAAGACCUUGCUCCGGGUUCUCAGCCCCCAUUCCUUCUCUAUAACGGGGAGGUACGGACCGACACCAACAAGAUUGAGGAGUUUCUGGAGGAGACAUUGACACCACCACAGUAUCCCAAACUGUGCUGUCGCUACAAGGAAUCCAACAGUGCCGGAGAUGAUAUCUUCCACAAGUUCUCGGCUUACAUCAAAAACCCAAAUCCCGGACUUAACGAGAUGCUGGAAAAGAAAUUCUUGAAGAGUCUGAUGAAGCUGGAUCAGUACUUGCUCACUCCUCUUCCACACGAGUUGGAUAAAAACCCGAAUGCAGCUCAUUCAGCCAGAAGCUACCUGGAUGGAGAUGCGCUCACUCUUGCUGACUGUAACCUUCUUCCUAAGAUACAUAUUGUCAAGGUUGUUUGUAAGAAAUACCGUAACUUCACGAUCCCUAACGCCCUCACUGCAUUGACAAGGUAUCUGGAAAAAACCUACCAGCAGGAUGAGUUCCGCUACACAUGCCCUAAUGAUGCAGAGAUCUUGCUGGCUUACUACUCGGUAGCCAAAUAUCUGAACAAGUAGAUUGAGAAUGGGGGAAAAAAGUUGUGAAAAACAGAAAUCUAGGCCUACAUAAAGUAACCUAAAUAAUUCUAAGUUGGGGGAAGCAAAUCAUGUGUGGUUUGUGGGUGGAGGCUCUGUUUGUACAAAUUUACCACAAUGUACAUUGUGAGCAUUUACUGCCUGCUUUUAUUUAUCAUUAUUAUAUGUUGUGCCUUUUGUGUUAUUGUUUUUUUAAUGCUACUAUAUCAUUUGCUUCAAUAAAAUCAUUUAGUAGAUGAUUUAG